Molecule: messenger RNA, 1047 nt
Organism: Cotesia glomerata
Lineage: Eukaryota; Metazoa; Arthropoda; Insecta; Hymenoptera; Braconidae
Product: U11/U12 small nuclear ribonucleoprotein 25 kDa protein
Exons: 6
Coding region: 529-1047 (172 amino acids)
Biological process (GO): mRNA splicing, via spliceosome
Cellular component (GO): U12-type spliceosomal complex
Source: RefSeq, a predicted model, not a curated record
AAGUAAAUUUACAGAUAAUUUAAUUGAAGAAAAUCAAUUAUGAUUAACUUGAUUGAUUGUUGACUGGGUCACUGUCACAAUUUUUACUUUGUAUGGAUUGGAUUGUGGUUAUUGAUACUUAACUGUAGGUAUAGUUAGAUAAAGUAGGGUGAUUAAGGCGGUUGUGUACAAUUUGUGUCGAUGCGGUGUCAAACGUCAUCAUUUUCACCUGAUAGCUAUUAUAAUAGGUAUAAGUACGUAUGUAUGUUCAUGUUCAUGGACUAGUUUUUUAAAUGAAAUUUGUAACAAAGGAUCAAGUUUUUUCAAGGAUACGUAUUUACGUAUUUGGGACAAAGGAUACUUUGAUCCUUACUGUACAUGUGUCGUCAUCUGACGUAUAAUUAAUUAAUUAUUUAAUUAUAGGUUUUAUUCAACCGAAUAUUGGAGCUUUUAAAUACUUUUAGGUUAAUGCUGUAAAUACAUAUCCGGUAAAUAAUAAAGUCCCACGUGAAUGUGUUUAUUUAUACAUUUUACCGGCUCUGAAAAACAAUGGCUGAGGAAAUAAAAAAUUUAAAUGAAGAGUCAAAUAAUGAAGCACACUUUAGUCAUGAAGAGUUGGUUAAAUUAACUCAGGAAGCUAUUGACAAAAUAAUCGAAAGUGAUCCACUUUUUUCUGGUCUACCUUCAGAUGUGACAACUGAAGAAUUAAAAUCCCAGACUGCUGUUGCUCAAGGACAGGCUAUCACAUUGUAUUUAAAUCGGGGUGAACUGCCUCGUUUGUCUAUUGUGGUUUCACCGAACAGUACCACCGUUUUGGAUCUGAAAAAAGCAAUAAAGAGACAAACAACAUUGGCUUUGUGUCGAGAACGAGUGAAAAAAAAAAUCAGCUGGAAGCACGUGUGGAAAAAGUACGACUUAUGCUUCGACGGUGUUCCUUUAAAUAAUGACAAUGAAAAUAUUAAAAAUUAUGGUAUUGCUAAUAAAGUUGAAUUGCAGUAUGUAAAAAAACGUAGGGAGAAAAAUAAAAUAGGUGUGAAAUUAGCAGAAGAUAAUUUAAAAAAUUUUUAA